UUGCAGUCGAUUGUUCCUAAUAUUCAGUUCGCAAUCAAGUGGGUACUGAAAAACAUAAAAAAUCAUGUCUGUGAAAAAGAUAUUAGUGAGUUUUGUGCUCCUUUUCAUCCUUCUGGCAGUGGUCUAUGGUUUACCUGCACAACCGUUCGGUAAUACAGGAGGUAUCAAAAGUGACGUCAUAGUUACCAAUUGGCCUUCUUCUGGAAAGGGAACAAUUGUAGAAGAGGAGCAGCCUGGCUGGAUGAGACGUCAACUCAUGAAUUUCGGAAAAGCGGCAAGUAAAGUGGGUAACAUGAUGGGUUCUCAUGCAACUAAAAUUACAUCUGCUCUCGAUAAAAUUUGUGAAAUUAUCAAAACAGUAAUUCCACUCUUAGCGGCAGUGUGUCAUGUUGGACAAUUUGGAUUUUGUGCUGCGACUAAUGAAGCUCCAAGUGAUCUUUCAGCCGCCAUUUCUCCAGCGAUGUUGAGUGACUUGGACCGAUGAAUCCUAAAGAAAAAUGAUUAUAUUAUACAUAGAGAAUAGAAAGAGAAUUAUAAGAUUGCGGCAACUAGCCAUUUGGUCACAAGUAACCUGGGAAUGAUUAAAGACAGGAGAAAUCAUUAUAGCACUAUAUUAUGUGUACCUAAUCAUAUAAAAAAAUGAAUUCAGCAAUUGAAUAUUCUAAAUAUAAAAUAAUUAGAGCUAAAUUUUCAUCCAUAGUUUUUUUUUUAUUAUUAACGCUCUGGCUUUAUCCGAAAGGCUUAAAACCUUAUUUAUUGUUGGUUAGUUACUUUUAAUCUUUUUUUCACUUAUAAAUCUACAGAAAAUAUAAUUUUAAACUGUUAUUGUUGGUGAUGUUUCAUGUAAAUAAAAACAAUUUUAGGCACUAUUUUAAUUUUGGGUUUAGAAACGUAUAUCUCCAAAAAUUUAUACGAUAAUAAAACAACAAAAAGACAUUCAUAAAACUUUCAACAGAA
Molecule: messenger RNA, 957 nt
Organism: Harmonia axyridis
Lineage: Eukaryota; Metazoa; Arthropoda; Insecta; Coleoptera; Coccinellidae
Exons: 2
Coding region: 65-484 (139 amino acids)
Source: RefSeq, a predicted model, not a curated record